GCAGAGGGGGGUGGAGGACACUGAAUGAAGGCCAGUGGAGGGAUUGGCAGAGGGGGGUGGAGGACACUGAAUGGAGACCAGUGGAGGAAUUGGCAGAGAGGGGUGGAGGACACUGAAUGGAGGCCAGUGGAGGGAUUGGCAGAGAGGGGUGGAGGACACUGAAUGGAGACCAGUGGAGGGGUUGGCAGAGAGGGGUGGAGGACACUGAAUGGAGGCCAGUGGAGGGGUGGAUUGGCAGAGAGGGAGAGGGGUGGAGGACACUGAAUGAAGGCCAGUGGAGGGAUUGGCAGAGGGGGGUGGAGGACACUGAAUGAAGGCCAGUGGAGGGAUUGGCAGAGGGGUGGCAGAAAUGGAAUGGUCGGCCAAUGAGGAGGGAGUUACAAUAGUCAAGGUGAGAGAUAACAAGGGAGGGAAUAAGUUGCUUAGU
Molecule: messenger RNA, 427 nt
Organism: Staurois parvus
Lineage: Eukaryota; Metazoa; Chordata; Amphibia; Anura; Ranidae
Source: the annotation of a GenBank genome assembly